AUGCGGAGCCACCUCUACUCUACCUUUGUAGAUCUGGCGAAAGCUGUCGACCCGGUGAGUCGUGAUGGACUGUGGAAAAUCCUGCAGAAAUCCGGCCCUCCCGAUCGAUUCACUCAGAGGGUGCGUCAGCUCCACGAUGGCACGACGGUGCGCGUCACGGACAAUGGAGCUAUCUCAGAGGCUUUCACAGUGACCAACGGAGUGAAGCAGGGCUCGCAUCCCCGCAUGUAUUCAUGUUUGCGAAGUAUGUCAAUAUGUGUAGGCUAAGGAUGCAUGUGUGGACAGGUGGAACGAUACGUUACGAUGGGGCGUUGGCUGCGGUGUUCUACAGCAGACUUUCGUCGAAUAGUCACACACUAGGUCUGAAUGUCCUGAGCCAGUAUGGGCAGGUGUGUGACAAGUGCAUGUCGGAACUCCCGACAUUGACUCGCCGGUCUCAUUGAGCCGGUUUCUCGAGUGACCGAUAAGGUCAAUGUAUGACGUGGACGUGUGGUCAUAAUUGUAAUAAGUUGGGAUUGAGCCCGCAUUGCUGAUAGAAGGGGCGAUGGCAGCGGUGGCUGACAGGGCUGCUGGAGUGUACUAAAUAGUAGUGGGAUGGCGGUUGUGGAGUUUUCUGAGACGAGGGGUGGGUUUCGGGUGUUGACACUGCAGUGGGUCCGGAGAUGUUCAGGAGGGCCAAUCCGUGCCCGAAAUAUUCAUUGUUUGCCUCAAUAUCAUUGCAAAGUUUGGGAGCUUGAGUCGUUAGCCCACGACACACGAGUCUUGCGAGCCGUUCGUUUAGCUUUUGCUGCAGCUCUCGGGCUAGCUCCAAAAAUGACUGCGCCAGCCUUCCCGGCUGUUUGCCAGAUCAGCGAAUCUUCAGCGAGGCCCUCCCAGGUCUCCGAGAUCAUUUGCAGGAUGUGCUUGUAGCAGCAAAUUUGUCCGUCUCAUUUGCAAGCACUCGUAUCGAUGUCAACUUGAAGUGGUCUCUCGGCAUCAUCGUCAUCCAUCCUCACUACGUGGCCGCUCCAUCUCAGUUGUAUCUGCCUUAGUAUAGCGUGGGCGGUCCUGUUUCUCUCAUGUAUUUCCGCGUCAGGGAUUCUGUCUUGCCAUCUACUUUCCAGUAUCGUGUGCAGGCAGGUGGAGUAGGAAUGGGUCAGUUUCCAUGCUUAACUUCCGUAUACUCUCCAAGUCUCCGAUCCACGCAGGACCGUUGUCAGGAUGACGCCUGGAUGCAUUCUCAAUUUCAUGUUCAAGUGAAGGCCGCAGAGGUUCAAAUUUGAGUUCAGCAGUCGACCGAGGACCUAACUGACAUUGGAAAUCUGACUUCCAAUUUGUUUAUCGAUUUUAUAGUUUCUUCAAUCUGUAGUUUUAGGUGGACGUAUUUUUUCCACAGGGGAGGCGUGUUUCAGUUAUGCUUAUCAUGGGCAUGUUGCACCCAUCAGUUAGUGCUGGUUAGUACAUCAUCGUCUUCACUGUGUUGGUGGACAGUCGAAGGUUGGCGCAGCUGGAGGAAACAAGGUUCAUGCUCCACAGUAUGUAUCUUUUCGUCGUGGUAUUGAGCGUAAAAUCAUCCCGUAGAGGAUAUCAUGAACGCCUACUUUGGGUAAUCGUCCUGACGCCUACGGGCGCUGGACAUUAAGCAACUGUCUGACAUUUCUGCAAGUGCUUCUGCUUCGCGAUCACUCCUCACAGCAGGCUUCCAUCAGCAUGGCGGAUAACGUGCGACUGUUGAGAAUGGGGACGAGUACAAAACCCUCUUUCACUCUUUUGGUCAUUGCAAAUACCAUGAAGACCUCCCCCCCCCAUUACCCUUGACGCCAGCCAUCAUUUCGAUGUAGAAUUGUGGUGCCGUCUGUGUAAACGCCUCUAUUGUUGGAAUUUUAGCAUAAUUCUCCCGAUUUCGUCGUGGUUUACUAUACCAAAGGACCUUGUUACAUCCAUGAAGGUUGCGUACAGUCUGGUCCUCAUUUUUUCAGCCUCUCAUACAGCUAGCGAGCUGCGACAGUAGCAUUGAUGGUUUCGUGAUUUCUUUGAAAUCCUCGUUAACUUCCAGAGACAAGUCUUUUCUCCAAGUGGCGGUCCCGGCGAUUGAGUAGGACAUUAACGAAAAUACUUCCUGCAAUAUUUAGAGUGGAAAUGUCUCUGUGGCUAUCCCAGAUUUUCUGGUUCUUUAGAGUUUGUGGAUGUGCACGAUGGUACCAGCCUUACAGUUUUGAGCGAUGUGUGCCAUUAGCCAUAUCUGCUGAAACAGCAAAACAAGCCUUUCCAUGAAGUAUGGUCCUAAUUACUUGUAAACUUCGGCCUGAAUUACGUCGGAAUACAAUGCCUCCCCACUGGAGAACCGUUGCGGUGCUCUUACUGCCUUUAGGAGGGAAGAAGAACAAAAGGAGGGGGUCUGUCGAUGGUGUCAUCGGUGAUUGUGGAUGGCCAAUUAAGGGCGCCUCUGAAGCGCUCCGUCUAGCGCCCCAAAAUCUGUGAGUUUCCUGUUAGGAGUGUUGUUCCAUCAGAAUUGAACAACUACGUAUCCCCAUUGAUGUGGGGACCAUAGAUAAUCUUCCUGGACACGAAGAAUUCCUUCAUUUCAUUGCAUUCUAAUUACCACGGCAUUUUUUGACCUUGCGAGUCACUCAGGCCCGUUGCGUCUUCCUUAGUCGCUGCAGUACCAGACUGGACUGAGGAAGAAAGCCCAUUUGUUCACCUCAACUCUGUGCUAGACUUAGGUCGUAUUCAGCCUUCUCUUCUGGGCUAGCAAAUUGGAGAUUUCAUUUUCGCCUUCGUCGGGCGAGUUCCGAUGCUGACGUCUUGCGUAAACAAGGAUGUCCAGAGCAGUUUGGUGAAAGAUUUUCCACAGUUUUCUCCAUUGCGCCUUUACAGUGCGUUAGUUUCGGUUGCUUGCAUGUUUUAGGCGGAUAAUCAGACGAGUACAAAACUCUGAAGGGCAGUCGAUCAUAUCUAAUAGUAUAGCACCCAACUUACUUGCUGCAUGUAUAGUUUGUUGUCACCUGCGGGGUCAUAGUUGCAACAUCAUCUUGGAGAUGACAAGACGGUGGUCUGUCCAUCAGUCGGAGGCACACAUCGCCCCUGUCACUAGUACAUCAAGCCCUUCAACAAAAAUGUUAUCUAGUCCGAUAUUUGUCGCAAAGGGCUAGAAAAAUCUGUUCGACAGAUAACGUUGACGGGUAACUUCGAAGAAUGCAGGACCUGCUUCGCGAGAACGGGUAUCCUGACCAAUUUAUUGUAAGGGAUCUUGCCGAACAACCGGCAAAACUCAUCAUACUGACGCGGAAAAGGAAAGUCUGUUUCUCAAAGUCCCCUUUCAAGGGGACGCAGAGAGUGAACCCCUUAGAAGGCACCUUGACCAGUCCGUUUCACGGAACUUCCCAGCAGCAAGGGUUCAAGUAUUUUUUCAACCAGCCCCGUCCUACGCGGGAAAGGUAAGGAUAGGCUACCUACUCAGACCGCCUCCAUGUGCAUUUACUCCUUUACUUGUUCCUGUGGAGCAGGCUAUAUUGGUCGUACGAGUCGACACCUAUCCACAAGAAUACGAGAACACCUGCCGGCAUGGUUGAGGGAAGGUGAACUUAAGAGCAUGCGCGACAGUUCGACCGUCGUUGCCAACGUCCACCGUGUGAUCCACAGCAAGGCAGAGCAGGGGCUGUGACUUGCGCGUGAAUUAGUUUAUAGUGAUAAUAGACUUUCGCAGUAUCUACAGCACUUCCUCCUCCUCUCCCACCGAGGGCCGGUGUCAAGACAGAGUCAAGAAGGCCGGAGGCGGGGGAGGGGGUAGGUGGGUGGCACGGUCGAGCCCGCACUUUGACGCACCACUCCACACCUCCUGGUCCGCACAACAAAAGACCAGGUUUUUAACCCAACAGGGGGAGACUGUGCUCCCAGUGUGCGUGACGCAUGCCGACAACCGGGUCUGCCACCGCACCCGAAAUGUUGACAUUUGUUACGGUGCGCAAAUCCGAUAACGCCUACUAGAAUCAGAUAUGGCCCCAGUGGUAGUCCAGCGUAUCUACCACGUGGCCCGUUUGGGGGGGGCACUAACGGCAUUCACAGCUCCAUCCUCGUACACAUGGCUGAUUCUGGGCAUCGUGUGGAUCCCAACGAAGCCUUCCAUGGGAUUUACAAGGUUUCACCUAACUAACGUAAGCGACGGGGUCAGCGCCUCUUAGCAACAGCAGAAGCGACUGCCAUCAGGCUACAGAGGCCGGUCCUGUGCGCGCAGAAGAACCUCUCCCACGCUCCGCGUCUGCCGUGGGCAAGGAUCGAUUAACUGUAUGCUUGUCUCCGCACCCCCCUCUCCUCUUCUCCCCCUUGUGACACGGCUCUAUCGAACCCUCACUGCCACUUACUGCCUCCUCUCCCCUCCCUUCCCCCCUCUAUUCACAUACCCCGUUUGUAUGAAAAGACGAAGCUUAAUCGAUUGCUCUUACUGCUCACGCGUUUCAGUUUGUACUUCGUUUCCGUAUAAAUGUAUAGGCCCGAUGGGAAUUUAUCUAAAACGCCCGUAUGCUCGCCAAGUGCUCUUCUAAAAAUUUUGACGCUGAAUGGGGCUGCUUAGCCACGCAAGGCGGCCGCCGUAUUCCACAAUGCGUUGCAACUUUUGUUUGAUUAAAAAACGACCUAAUUAACUUGGGCGACAUACAGGGUCGCUGUCACUCACUCUAGAAAACUUUUGUAUUUUCGGGAGAAGGAAACGAUGGAACAGAGGGCAGAACUACCGGAGGUGUGGAUACGCACACAACGGAUAUCCUACUUUGGUACUGCUUUCCGGUGAAGGCGAUUAUCGGGUGCGGCCGCUGAGCAGAGAAAUAAAGGUCUGUGCAGAGUCAUCACUAUAUGAAUUGACAAGAUCUCGUGGCCUUUACUAUAAAUCUUGCGGCUAGCUCCUAAACUUCCGUAGAUUUACGGGCUAAGCCGAAGGUCAUAUACGACUUACAUAAACAGUUGCAAAGUCAGUUGGCAAACAGGUCUUCACUAACUCGUCAUUAGGCCAAUACAUUUACAUGGAUAAUGGUCUUUUUAAUUGUCCACAGGAUAUAAAUGUGUCUCAGAAGGCAGGGUUAAUCAGACUCCAUGUUCAUACGCCGCCCGCGUGACGGAUUUGGUGUUUUGAGGACGAUAGAGUUGGGGUGGGAGGGGGCAGGAGGGAGGGGUUCGGGUUCGAAUGUAAACGCUGUAAGUACGUGCGAGUGCUCUCAGGGCGUCGGAACGGCAUGCGAUUACAGCCUGAAGUCGGCCAGGGCAAACAGGCUGCUUGUGUCAACGUCUCCUGAAAACAGAGUGCUGGGUUCGCUGGUCGAAUGGCCGUGCUUAGGCUGUGGCUAACACCCGUUUGCGCAGGCCUGUAGAGUAGUGUGCCAGUGCACGGUAGAUAACUUUAAAGGCUUCUUUAGCGUCGGCUUGGUGGUUCGUAUCGAAUUGAACUUGAAAUCGACUGAUUUUCACCUCAACCUAGCCAGGCAGGCAUGUGUUCGCGUUUCCUCUUUUCCAGACGCCUCGUUGUACGGCCAGUAUAUCCCGCUCUACAGGAGCAGGUGAAUGAAUAAAUACACAUGGAUGUUGCCUGUAACGGCAGUCGGUCUUUGCCCCAACCGUUGUAGGGGGAGUUUGCGAAUACGCGCAAAUUUGCCGCGGGGAAGGCACUCGUGAGAGCUGUCAUAAGACGUCGUCUCACGAAUUUGCUUGUCGCGUCUCCUGGAAAUGGCAGUCUUAAAAAUAAGUCUUCCUUCUCUGCAGUUGGAAUGGCAAGCUUUCUUAGCGCGCUCCUCAAUAUUCCGGGGAUGAAUCUCUCUGGAUAGCCGUUUUCGCGGAGCGUGUUUUGCAGCUCCUGGAGUUCGCCUCAACAGUUUCAGGAGAGCAGAUGGCCUGCACUCUAGCCGCCAGUGCCUUGACUAAACUUCGUUUUAGAUUUAGGGGAACAAAACUGUGAAAAUUAAUGUACUGUCCCGUCCAGGUUUUUUUCUGAAUAUCUUGCGUUGGAUAAACCCAUCCUCUUGUCUGUGUAGGACAUCGAUGAACGCGAUUUCACUAUUCACCUCAUUCUCUGCGGCAAACUUCAGGGAGGGGUGCGCCCUGUUAAACUCCUGAACUAGGCCGUUGAUGUCGGUGGUAUGACUUGUUAGGCAAAAGAUAUCGUCCAUAUAUCAACGGUAGAAGUCAAAGUCAUUAAUGGCAUCUUUGAGAAUCGUUUGCUCGACCUUGUCCACGAAGACAUUUGCGAGAAACGGUCAAAGCGGCGAACCAAUUGCCACACUGUCUAUUUGCCUGUAUGGCGGCCGUUGCAGAGGAACUGGACAUUCUGUGUGCAUCGCAUAAGUAGGUCUUUUAGGGUCUCCACUGUCAUGCCUAUCGGGUAGUUUGUUUCCCUGAUGAAGUGGUCCAGGAAGUCUAUUGUCUCCACUACGGGUACGUUGGUGAACUGUGAUGAUACAUCUAACGAGCGCAUCGUCCGUCCGCCAAGGUUAAUGUUCUUGAUAGCCUCGACAAACUCAAAGGCGUCUUCCAAACAUCGUGGAUACAAACUACUUUGAUAUAGUUUUAACUUUUCCACCAGCCAUUUUGCUAUGGCGUGAUAGGGUGAAUUUCUCAUAUCCAAGAUUGGACGUAGUGGUAGCCCGUGUUUGUGGAUUUUGGGAAGACCGUGCAUUCUGGAUAUCGUCGUACGCACAGGUUUUAGUCCUUCAACCUCCUUUUCAGACAGAAGCCCUUCUUUGUGGAGAUCUUUGAGCACUUUCGUCAACUGACUCCCGAUGGUCUCGGUCCGAUCUCGGUCUUUCUCGGGUUUGGAGAACUUUGUAACUUCCGAUAAGACUUCUUCUAAUCUUUCCACGUAAUCCAUCUUAUCCAUGACAACUAAUUCUGAACCCUUGUCCGGUCUGGAUUGUACUUAUUCAGGGAAACUACUCAUUGCGGCCAGCAGCAAAUAUAACCAAGAGUUUGGUGUUGACGGUAAUUAUUGGUUUCUGGUUUAAAUACGUUUGACGUUAUCUGUUGACUCGAAAUAUUGCUCAUUGGAACUGGGCUCCCUCAAAGCACCCAUCAGUUUUAAGCCCAUAAGGUGAGAGCGAUAGAUAUGCUCAAGCUCCGUUUGACGUUUGCUAAUGAUUGGCUUUAUGAAUCAACACGAGCAGACGCUCCCUUAUGGAUUUGCUUUUAUUCUCGACUGGCUCCUCUUUUCAGCCUGGGUUUCAGUAACACUGACAAAUUUGAUUGGAGUGUACAUUCUGUAAAGGAUUUAUUAGCGCUCAGCUUCAGGACAGGAUGCGAUAGGGAGUACGAGAUACAAAUAUCAUUCAGAGAGCAUUUGCUCUUUCUUCAAGACAUCUUGAGGUUCCAACGAAAACUUCCACGCUAGUUAUUUAGUGCAAAACUCAUUUCACAACUAACUUUUGCACUUCCUUGUCUGAGACACGUAAAAAAACUUUAAACCAUUCAAGCACAAAGGUGGUAAAAUUAUUUUCCGGUCGAGACUAGGCUGCCUGUUACUGCGCUGACAGGGUUUUUUGUUGUCCGCGGAAACCAUAAAAUCUUACCAAUAGUUUUCUUCUUCGUAUGUAUACGCUGCACCUUCUCGCAACGAACGCAGGAAAUUUAUCUGCUCUGCAAGUAUCGAUGUCCACUUCUGCACUGAAAUCCAGCGACAUUAUUUUACAGCUUCAUAUUUUCCCCAGAUUGUGAAAAUCGCCUUGAAUAACUUCUACUUUCCUCAACAAGAGUGAUCGCGCGACUACUUAUUUGGGCCUUCUUUAUGUUUAGUCUGUUAGACUAUAUUAUACAGAACUGUGAAAUUGAACACUAUCUUGAAAAAGUCAUAAGUCAUUUCAAUUCACCUCGUAAUCCAAAAAACCGGCAACUCACCCAAUAAUUUGCUGACUUGAUGCAUUCCUGGUAGUGUGUUCCCUCUGACCCUAAAUCAUGCAGCCCAAAAACUCUCAGACUCCCAGAAAGAUUGAUUUUGUUUAAGCUCGUUUUAAAAGCCACCACCUAUAUCAGACGGCUUCUGUCAAACUUAAAGAGCAACAGUGAAUAUUGUACGAUCACCUUGUAUAAAAGGUCGACAUUCCGGUUGUCUCCUAUUUCCACGGAUGGGUAGUUUCUUUUAAUCCAAUCAUAUCUUGGGGGAAAAAAGUUGAUAUUUUUGCUGAAUUAUUCUUUAAGAUAAAUUUACUUCAGUCUUGGGUAAGUAGGCAAAGUGUACUUUAGUGUACUUGGCUUUAUAUCUUCUUACUUCUGUAAAUAAAGCUAAUAAUUAUAAGCCCCGUCUUCAUUGGCAGCUAACCAUUGAAACUAGGAAAAAUAAAAUAGGAGACAUAUGUUUAUUCUUAACUGGAAAAUUUCCACCAAUCCAGUCUUUCUCUGACUCUUGUUUCCAUUUAAAGGUCUUAGGGCUUGGCAACCUGUCGACAAACCAGCCCUCAAAAUCAACAUUAAUUUUGAGUUGAAUUAGAUGUCUGAACUACUAUUAAGGGAUCUGACCAACAAUUUAAAUCAAGACCCAUUGUUCUUGUUUAUUCUGGGCUAUGAAUGUAAAAUUAGAAUGUGCCUUGUUGUGGAUAUAAACUUCAGUGGUGAGAUAGUUUUUUCGAUAAACCACUGUAAUCGCAAAUAGCUAAACAUGAGUUGGUUUGCGAUCUAAACUGUCCUAGAGUAAGGCAGUAUCUUCCCUUAUCAGAUGAUUUUGUAAAUCAGACACGUCCAUCAAUCGAGCUCGCAUUGGGGAUGGAAACAGUUGGCUCGCUCCCUUUCUUAGAUGUCCUUUUAAACAGAAGACCUGACGGUAACGUCCGAAGCAGCAUCUAUCGGAAGAAAACGUGGUCUGAAUAAUAUACGAACUUCGACAGUUUCGUGCCCAUACAACAAAAACGAAAUCUAGUCCAGUGUUUGGUGCAAUGGACCAGAAACAUUCAUUCAGUAGACUGCAUCGGGGAGGAGAUUGGAAAUAUCCAGCACUUACUUCGCCGUAACGGGUAUCCUGGCAGGUUUAUUGCAAAGAACAAGGUCGAGCGACUGGACAAACCCACCACAGUUACUGCCGAAAAACUCUGUCCCUCGAUGUCCCUUUUCAAGGGGACGCAUCUAAAGGACUCCUAAGAAGAUGCCCUGAUCAAGUUGUCUCACGAGCCUUCCAAUCAGAAAGGCCCUAAAUAUUAUUCUCUACUAACCCUAUCUUACGGUGAGAAAGUAAAGUGAAGUUACCAUCUCAGAUCGUCCAAAUGCGCAUUUGCUCCUGCAUUUACCCCUAUGGAGUAGGUGAUAUUGGAUGCACGAGUCGACGUCUAUCCAAAAGAAUACAAGAACACCUUCCGGCAUGGUUGAGCAAAAGUGAAAUUAGAAGCACAAGCAGCACCAUUCUCGCACAUGUUGUUGAUCCCGGAUAUCAUAUGGGACCCGACAAAGUUUUUCGUGUGAUUUAUGAGGUCCCAUCGAGCUACCCUCAGCUGAUAGGCCAGCAUAUGUUGCCAACAGUAGAAACGACCGCUACCAGGUUACGAAAAGUUAUUUUGUGUGCACAAAAGAACAUCGUCCAGGCCACACCCCACAAUCUUACGCUCCCAACGCCAGCCGCCCAUAUUUCCACCACCCGCCUGUGUUUUAUGAGGGGCUUUUAUCGAUUUCUCUCAUUACUGAUAUGUUCUACUCGACCCCAUUCCCAUAUAAAUGCGCUGGCCUGAGGAGAACUAAUCGAAAAUACGCACAUGCCCGCCAGAUAGUCUUCUGUACACUGUCACGUGAAUUUUCGCACGUCCAUCAGAUAAUCCUUUGUACUUAUAAGUAAUCAGUAAAACGUUUAUCCGUUAAAAUAAGGCAGCAUGCAUUCUGGUCUCAUGACUCGGUAUGAUAAUUGUGCCUAGUCUCUGGUCAUGCAAGCCGUUGUAAUUGGCUUAUUCCAACAUAUGCUGAGAGUAAUUAGAAGGAACCAAAAGCCAAUUGGCUACCCCUCGUGGUCCGCGUCCAGACUCACUUUGUACGCUACGUCCCAUCGCCUCGGGAACUAUAACUUGGAAACACGAAUAAGAAGCUCAUCCACAGAAAAAGGUAAAGCUGCUAUUUUUUCGCACAUGAAGAUACACUUCCACCAUAACCACCAUUUUCCUUGUCACCAUGUUUACCAUAAUCAUUAUUUAAAGCAGAGUGAACGUUUGAAUUUUUUAUCGCCUUGGUAGGUCCCGCUGCUUGUGAAUUAGUACGGAUUAUGGAUUUUAUAUGCUUUUCGAAAUGCUUGAGGAAAUAAUUCGCGUAUCUGUCCUGGGUCGUCCCUAGUAUAGUAAUUAAGCGAUGGAGUUGCAACCGAUCAUUUUGCCUAUCAUUGGUUUAACAGUCAACUACGACUUCGCAAUUCUUACCCUUGCUAUAUAUACCCGCUAAUCUACGUACCGGGGUUUUACUAUAACCAGAUUUUCAAAACUGCAUGUUUCCAUUUAUUACAAGACACACAGAAAGUUAUUGGAUGGUUCACGAAAAGUCACCAACAGCUACUCUUUUUUUAAUGCCGACUUUGAUAAAAUGCUAAACAUUUUGAAUAACAUAUCCUGAUAAUCCCAACCGCGUAAUCGUUUCGUUAUGAUGUUUUAGACUGUAAUUUUGGUGUUUACCUUCCUCCCUGAACCCGAGAUAUUGCAUAAUUAUCUGAUUCCUCUAUCUUUUGACUCAUUAUUUCACUAGACACAUAAAUGUACAGGUCUAAAGAGGAUUUAUCGAAGCAGGCGUAUGCUCGCCAAAUUGUUUUUUGAGUUUCUAGAAAAAUUUCAAAAUAAAAAAUAUACCAGCAAGUUUACGGGAAGUUGGAAAGACCUAGUGGCCGUGUGCUAUAAGACUAAACACACCGACUGACCUUCUCACUGACCGCUCUUUGAAUUCCCCUUCCUUCUAUUUUAUAGUAAAUAUCUGAACUCAGAAAAUUCGUUAUUUAUUACCCAGUGGAAAGUGGUCGUUUCUUCUGACUGAUAUUUUGACAUGCUUGUCAUGAAUGCAUUUUUCAUGUUUAAGAGUCCGUUUUGGCGGUCCGUUCAAAAGACUGGGACUGUAAAAUGCUCGUUCUACAUGAACUCUCACCGUAAGUGAAGCCAAAUUAAUGAUGCAGGUUCCAUUGGAAGUCCGAACUGCAUACAAAUCGAGGUUAGCGCACUUAACUUAAAGCUCAUCCCGAAGGAAGUAUGGAUUGGUAGCAAUAUAUUCCAAACAUCUUUAUAAAAUAACAAAUUGCAUCAUAAAUUUGUUAAUAAAGCCCAAAUUUUACAGUUUUUAAGCCGACGGUUAUAUGCUUGCUUGUGGUACAACCGGGUUUUUGUAUAAAAGAAAAACAACUUUUGGGUCGCAUUAUCUUGUUUCAUGAUUUAUUCCAGCUAGCUCAAAAUGCCAUAUACGAUAUUACGGUGUGAAGGGACUGGGGAUUUUGUCCCACUUGACAGUUCAAUCGCUUCAAACCUUUUCUGUUAGGUUUCUUUACCGAACUUAUCUUGCUUUAUGAAUGCAGGCUUGACUGCAGCUCACAUUUCACGUACUUUUUCAGUGUUGCUCAGAAUGUCUCUCUUUGCAAUUUUUUAAAGUUUCGAGUGCACUCGCUCAAUUAGUCGUGAUGUGAAUCGAAGUCAAAUUUUAUGCCGUUUACGUAAAAUAUACUGCUUACCGCCAUGACAUGGAUGUAGUCUGCGAAGCACUUGCUUUUUUGCUUAAUAAAUCUUUUACUGCCUUCUAAACGUCCCAGUGUCAGAGGAACCACCUUUCCUGUCUUCAUUUAGUGAAAAUAUAGUCGACGUAGUGCGUGAAAGUAGGCCUGUAACCGCUGAUAUAACCUAAAGGCGGUUGAGUCUACUGUUAAAGGUAUUAUUUUUAGGUAACGUAUUUUUUGGGUGCCAUCUCCCGAUUGUUACCAAAAUAUAUUAGCUGGGUGUUUUAGCUGAUUUGAAUGAUUCAUGUGACCCAUUUGUGAAAAACUCGGCGGCUAUGGUGGUAUUCAACCCCACGACAACAAGUGCAGAGACGCAGAAUGUAAACAAACUCAUGGCUCGAUGGGGAUUUCAUAGUUCGCGUGGUUAUUUCUGGCUGUACUCAAGCCUUCCCCUUGUUGUCGGUGGUUGAAAUCCCACCAAGGUCGCCGAGUUUUUCCCGGUCAGGUCAAAAUACAUUAUUUAAAGUCUGUAAGAGCACCCAUUAAAUACUACUUUGUCAACACGGUCAAGCUGAUUUAUUACUUGAAAACUUUUGAAUUAAUACCAGCUUAUCGAUAAUCACUCUAAUUGAUGGAUUUGUCAAGAUGGAUGUCACAGAUAUUAGUGGAUGUUGUUGUGAACUGCUUAACUCAUAUUGACCCAACAGUGAAAAUCUCGGCGCCUCGGUGGGAUUCGAACCCACGCAGUAAGGGGCAGGACUUAGUACAGCCAACGCUCUAACCGCUUGAUCUACGAGGCCCCGCCGGACAGUUGGUUCAAUAUGAAUUAUUCAAAAUCUGCCAAAAAAUCUAUGAAUUACGUAAGCCUGGUAGUCAUCUGGCGGAUAUUAGGUGAAUUACUUAGGAAAUUCUGCCUGUACAGUCAACGUACUGCAUCAGAUUUGGUGGAUUCCAGACGUUGCAGUAGGUUGGGAGGGUAACUUGACCCAAAUGUGAUUAAACUCGCGUCGUCCGGCGAGGCUUCGUAGCUCAAGUGGUUAGGGCGUUGACUGUACUAGAGCCUUCCCCUUUCUGCGUGGGUUCGAAUCCCCCCGAGGCGCCGAGUUUUUCACAGUUGGGUCAAUAUGAAUUAUUCAAAAUCUGCCAAAAAAAUCUAUGAACAAGUUAAUUCUAUUUUUCCUCCUUUAGCGCUAUAGCGGACAUAAUUAACUGAUUAAGCUAAUCUGCGCGCGUCUGACAGACAUGACUUGGGGAAUAACUUAACACCCACAGACUCUUGUGGUUAGUAGGGCACGGAAUAGGAAUCCCCCGUAAUACAGAUGGUUCUGUCCUAGUUCCCUGGAAAAUUAGGGUUGGGGUUAGAGGUAAGGUAGGAUUAUGGCCUAAUUCAUGGUUGAAUUUAGGGUUAGGAUUACGUUCACGGUUAGGAUGAAGAUUUGGGUUACGGCUACGGUAAGGAUACGGGAAUAGGUACCCUUUCUAGGUGUAAGCGCAAGGGGGGUUCCUAUUCCCCUGUCUUGCCCAAUAGAUUUACAGGCACGUAAUUUACUGCUUUCAGUGGACUAAGCUGGUUGGGUCAAACAUAUCGGCCUGACCGAAAAUACUCUGCCCUCUUAUUUGGCAGAACAAGUUUUAAUAAAUGCACCCCAAUCAUUUGCAUCCUUCCAAACUACACAGACACACAGCCGCAGUUUUCUAAUUUUUUGUCUCUUUUAAGGAUUAUCUUUGUCAUCAUGCUUCACCUGGACUUUCGAGACACCCAUGGUACCAACAGCUGGCCUCAAACAGGUUUGGAGAGCAGGACUAGUAAAAACGACGAACGGUCACAGAUAUGUGGCCUUGAAGAUGUCACUCAACAGCCACCAGUGUGGGCCACCUACGCAUGGAAGGAGCCAACGCUAAGUAGCCACUGGAAUGAAACCGCUUCGUACCGGGUGUCUACUAACUCCCAGUCUACAGAGCGUUUGGAGGACAUCUGCAGCGGCUAUGCAGGCACCUUUGAGUCGGCUGGCCAGCUGACUACGGCAUCCAUGCAGCAAAAGGGUUGCCUUCAACUAUGGCGCUUUUUAAUUGCAAUGCUGGAUGACCCAAACAGUCAGCACCUCAUCUGUUGGACGGGUAGGAAGUUGGAAUUCAAGUUGAAUGAGCCGGAAGAGGUAUUACCUUUGUCUUUACAUCCUAUCUCAGUCUUCUUUCCACUACCGUUUUAAUUUGUCAGACAUUGCCUUCUUUCUUCCCCAUGUCGAAAGCACCCAACAAGAGUCGGUUUCUGCAGAAUAGAAAGCACAGAGGAUACAGGUAGGGCUGGCUGGAAAACUAGAUAAAAUCAAUUAAGUCACGUCACCCUACCUUAAUGCGCUAAAAGUUUAUAUCACGCAGUUCGCAUGCCUGGUUUAUUCAUUUAAUUUUGUAAUUUUAUCUGUACGUUAUACUCUAGACUAAGCAUAAAGUGUUGGAGUGAACAUGCUGAGUGUAGUUGGCAAUAAGUAUUUUUGGCAGAUUUACAUAAUUCCUCGGACUCAUUUGCAAAAACCUUGAUGCGAUGGAACGCCCAGCAGCAAGUACUAGACUUGUGUAUACCCAGCACUCUAAUUACGUAGGCUAAGAGGCCUCACCGGGAGCCGUGUGCUUAACCACAUACAUUCACCAGUUUUGAUACGGUAAUUUUACAGCCCAAACAGGACUUCCUAGGUAACCAAUCUUAUAAUCCCUCAGACGACUACUAGACUCGCUUGAUAAACAGGUAUUUUGCAGAUUUUGAAUAGUUUUUUUUGACCCGAUUGCAAAACCUCGGCGGCCUCGGUGUGAUUCGAGCCCACGACAGCGAGUGCGGGAUUUUUGUACGUCCGAUGCUUUACCCAACUGAGCUACGACAGUACGAACGAAAGCCGUGAGUUUAGUCAAGUAUGGGUCAUAACAUACCCAACUUACUGCAACCUACGGGGACCGCCAGGUCCGUUGGGGCUCCAUAGUUCAGAUAGUUCAUUUUUGGCCGAAAACAAGUCUUUUACUUGCUGUCGUUGGUUAAAAUCCGACCGCGGUUUCGGACAUUGAGUCAGAUGAAUGCAGUUGUCCUAAAUGCAAAACUAGUAUUUACCAGUUGACCCGUAGUACUAACCCACACAGUACACCCAUCUUAUCAUCUCAGUUGGGAGCUGCAAAACCGGAAUAUCUAGGGUUAGCCAUCUUACAUUUGUACUACUUACUACUUCGACCUUAAGUCACUACUUAUGUUUGUAAGAGGCCAGCAAAAUAUUCUGUCAGCUAGACAUUGCCACACAUGGCGACCGUACAAAGAUAAAAUUACGUCACUGGCUGGUGAUACUGAAUGAAAAGAUGUCCAUUUGGGCAAAUGGCCAUAUUAAUGUGAAUGUGGAAUCCACUCUCAACUCGGACGGAGGUAGGCGUUUGAUCGAUUGACAGCCUUCAUCCGGUUCCUUUUUAAAGUUCUCAUUCCUUCACAAGCUGUGGCUAUUUCAAAAGCAGCAGAUGCCGCAAGCUUUAGAAGAAACGCAGACUUCGUUUUCCACGGGGAACAAAGAACGCGAAUUUUUCCUCUCGCAGUAUAUCGAUGACACUUAAUGCGUGUGGCACUUUAAAGGUUAAAAUUCCCAGAACGCGCGCGUACUUCAGUUGUAAAAAAACCUGACGACUGUCAUCCUCGGGGUGUUAAACGCGCCGUAGUCGAUUUCACCUCUUUAAGAACUCCUGUGACAAUUUGCUCUUUCUUGAUGUCCUUAUAAUGUGGAGGUUUAUAGGUUGCAGUCCUUCAAGAAAGCCUGUUUGUGAACUACAAGUGAAGUCAUAUUUCCACACUCGUAAAAAGUUUGAACAAAUAAGGCAAUAGAACAUUUUUCAAAAUAUAUUAGUAAACUGCCUAUAUCGAGAACACAUUGUUAAAUAGUUUCGUAGGUCUGGAAUAUUAUGAAGAAUCCGAUAACACUCUAAAACCCAACAGCAGCAGGAACAAUAAGGACUUCGCAUAUUCUGUCACAAAAGGCAAAUCAAAUGCGCCGAAAUUCCUUCCUCAAUAUUAACACUUUUUUUCGAAUUUAUAUUCACCGGGAUAUUUAAAUUGAACACCGUUGCCCUCAUGUCUGCCCUUCUGUGACGGAGUCCCCUCUGUUGGAUGUCAUUAUAAGGGAUAUUCUUUCUACUGCUUGCUUACUUUUUGAAAUUAUACGGUACUAGGCUGUUAGUUUUGACGCUUAAGAACAUUUUCAAGUACGAAAGUCUACUUGGGUGGAGAUUAAUUAGUAAUUUUCGUGUAACACACUGUCUACAAUCUUAAGGACCACUUGGGUAAAUUACGGUAGCUAGAAAUUUAUAAUUUACGUGGCGGGAAAUUUUUCCGCUGAUGUCUGUUGCCUCCAUGAAUUUAGUAUGUCUCCUAAAAUUAAUGCUAAUUUCGUAUGAAAUUACGCUUUCUGCAAAUUUCAUACUUGACUGAAGGUAUUCCCUUUAAGGAAAUGCAACAAUUUCUUUUCUUUUACUCGGGCAUUAGGUUUCAAAACUACAUGCUGUGAACGUUCAUUAAAGCAAGACUCUAUUCAUGUCACCGAGGAGACGCAUGCUGUAACUUCUAAAAUGUCGCAAAAGGUGUAGAUCCGAUUGUGGACCUCAAAAGCAGCAUCAAUAUGCACGCAAAUAAUCAGCAAUAUAAACCACGAUUUCAUCUGGGACAGUUUUAAAGACAAAAAUCAGAAGACAUUCUUUUUUAAAACACGAGAUUUUGAAAGAGCGCACUUUCAACAUCAUAGAUGUAAGAACUAAAUGCCUUAUGCAUUCUUUCCAGGAACUAAGGUUAAAUGUUAUGAGCAUCGAGAAACCGUGAAAAACAACCACGACAUUCAAAUAGGGAUUUUGUUGCGAGUUUGAUUUACAUAGUUGUUUGAAAUUAUUCCUUGAUGGAAAAGAUAAUACUGUAUUGCAUGUUACUUACUACUUUCUUCUUAAUUAAAUACUACUCUGUCUGAAAACAUACGUUAAACUUUCGUCUAAUCCCUUAUGUGUUUCUAAGCAUAUGACAUCUUCUUGUCGUUCAUUUGUUGCGGGCACAACCUUAUCGUUAAUUGUGAAAGUCCUCAGCAUGUCAGAAGUAUCACGACCGGUUGGCUGUGAGUUUAAACAAGUCGUGACUAUAAUGGAUGUCUGGAUAUACAUGUUCGGAGCAUUGAAGACAGUCUUCCCUCAUGAAAUCAUUUGUUCCAGACUAGAGGAAGGGGUUUAUUGUAUUCUUAACUCCUUCCGUUUUGAAAAUAACCUCCAUUAACUAGCAGUUUAUUACAUAUUAUGCCGGCACAUAUUAACAGAUGUGUAGUCACUUCCGGACAACCGAUGUCUUGGAAAAGAGUGAUGCAGCAGCCGCGUUUUAAGUUGUUUUCCCUGACUUUUAAAUGCUUAACUAGUCUCAGUAAAGACCUCGACUGAAUCGCUUUAGCGAAACCACUUGUUUCACAGGUGGCAAAACUGUUGUUAUUAAAAAAAACUCCAUUUCUGCUUCAGGGGACCCCUUUUUUACGCCACGUACUCCAAGAAAUCGUGUAUCUCUUUGCAAAUUUACAGCACACAGGGCUCUGUAUCCACCGUAUUUGUUUUGCAAUAACUUUUAUAGUGGAUUAGUGCCAGUGUUUGGGAUAGGACUGAGUUAGAAUACGGAAAUAAAUACCGCCCUUGAAGUUACCUCAAUGACACGCGUAUCUAGCGGGGCGUUCCUAUUCCCGUGGCUUACCUAUGAAUUUAACGAUCACCUCAAAAUUCACCUCCGUCUGUACACAGCAACUCUGGGAAAACGGGGAAAAGCUACGUGCAAACAUGGCGCCCGCGCUGUGUUCCAAAAUACCAGAACGUCAGACGAUGGACUAUUUAAGACCUGCUGAAAUUCGACAGAGUAAUUAAUGAACCCGUACUAGGGUAGGCUGUCCCACUUUUGCUUCAGCACCGUGGUGAAUUUGCUGUUACUAUAAACCCCAGAGUGUUUUUACAGCUGAAGUAGGGCCUGGGGUGAGGAGCAGAUCCGAUACUAAAAUUCAGUUCAUUACACUGUUAGAGUUGAGUUCAUAAUGGACAAAAAGGUGAACUCGAAGAUCCCCGAUACUCCCAUUUCUACUAUGAACCAAAUGAAGUAUCCUUUUUACGGUAAUGGCUAUUUUAUGAGCACUUUAAAGCAUGUGGAUAUAAAGCAAAUAUGUCUUUUUGGCGUUUCGAAGGAUAAACCUACUCAACCCCCACGUUGCAAGUUCACAAAUCACCGUGGCUUGCAAAUAAGCCGACAUUAUUUACCGAAUAUGCAAUUGUAUUUUGCUGUAAUAGUGUUAUUCUUCUUAUACUAGUGCAAUUAUCGCAUUGCUACUUUAGGCCUGUUACUGCGUAAAUACCGGUCCGAAAAGCACAAAAGUUUGAUUAUGGUCAAUGGACCGCUCUACUUACAGAAAACAUUUGAUUUUCCGGAGUCUCCAUUCAUGUGAGAAUCUGCUUUGCCAUGAUCAACAAACCAUGGCCCUCGCAUCCUAAUGUGCGUCGGCAAUUCUCUGGCACCUGGUUCUCUGUCGGUGGGUGCGCUUGCGCUCCCGCUGAGUAUACUGGUCGUGAGCAUGGCUACCCGGUCAUUCCUGUCUUUCUGACCCGUUGUGGUGCUGUUGUUGUUGACCAAAACUCCGGUCAAGUGUUUGUUGUGGACCAGGGGAUGUGAUGGUACGCCUAGAUGCGGAUACGGCCGUGCCAGCUGCGCCCUCUCCCGCCUCCUGGCGGGGGCGAGGAGAGGGUGUGGUAGAUGCUUCGCAAGUCUGCUAUUAUUAUGAACUAAACCACGGGCAAGUCACUGUGCCUUCACCUUGCCGUGGGGCACAUGGUGGACAUCAUCAGGCACGACGGUCGAAUUGUCAUUAAUUUUUCGAAAUAAAAAUAUAUUUGAUAAACGCGGCCGACAAAGGUGUCUAGAAAUGCGGUCAUCUUGUCUAUUUAUAAACCGUCAUCUUCCGAUUAUUCUCCAUGGCAUGUCGAUUCGUAUUUGCUCCCUAUUGUGUAACCACCUGAGCUGGCCUAGACUUGAGCCCAAUGGCUAAACCGAGUCACUCGUAUUGCGUCCAGCGGUCAGGAUAGCCCGAUGAGAUUUAGACGUUUAAUUUUGGCUGGUAGUAGUAGUCCCUGUGUAUCCAUUCAAGUAAUCCCGAUGUCCAAGGUGUAAACGUAAAAACUUGCCAACUUAACACUUUUUUCGGUCUUAACGUAUUUUCAAAUAAAGUCAUUUCCUUCUCGAUUUCGGAAAAAUAGUUCCUGCUGCUAAAAUCACGGGAUUGAAGUGACUGUGCUCUCUGUGCUACCUACAUGCCCGGGCUUCAGAGCCCAUCUGCCUGAAAUGACCUUGAAACAAACUCAUGUUUUUUAGCGUUGUUGUGCAACAAAGGGCUUUAGAUAAACCCAAUUUCAUAAAUAUCAUUCCUUAGUCUAGCCUAUACUCAGCUCCUCUAAUGAGACAUCCCGCGACGAAAGUUGGGAAAUGAGAACGCUCAACCCAAAUUUAAAGCGUUGGAGGGUUGUCCUAACAAGCAACAACCGAUGUCCCAUCAGGACUCCUGCUUGUAUCCUACCCACUCGGUGUUUGAGAUUUGUUCGUUACUUUGCUGAAAAAAUACUUUGUACACUGUCUCUACAGUCAUUCACGGAAUACCGUAUCAUGUGAUCUUCCUCUGCAGCCACGAACGGCGAUCUUUGUUUUUUCAUUUAGUCCUAAUAUUAACGAACCUGCCCACUGAGUCGACUAUUUUUGAAAUGACACUUUCACCGAACGUACUGGUAAAGCUAGAAAAGAAUGUUUUGAUGCUGUCUGCGGUUUAACCGACUCACAUUUGAUGCUUUUGGAGCGGGCAACAACAGUUGUGUAGUCCAUACUGCCAACUUUAGACAGCAAAGGGUUUGCUUCGACUUGAUGUACUUCAGGUGUCCAUGGUAAAGAAAAUUGCUGGAGCCCAAUAUCAAACUCUUGUGUGUUAACUGAGUAUGGGACUUAUCCAUGUCCUAAGACGGAUUAUUUCGAGAAUUCAAAAUUGUUCCUUUUUUAUGUUUUAAGGUAGCACGUCUAUGGGGCAUCCAAAAGAACCGUCCAACUAUGAACUAUGACAAACUCAGCCGUUCGCUUCGAUACUACUAUGAAAAGGGCAUUAUUCAGAAGGUUUCAGGAGAACGAUAUGUUUAUCGUUUCGCCUACGAACCGGAAAUUCUUCCUCGGUUUUCUCUGGCUAUCGAGGAUAGUCAUUCUACGAGUAGCAGUCCCACCACUUGGGAAACCAGCGUCUUGGAUCCCGACGCCGCUGCCACGCAGCGAAUACCUCUACAUCGUUGUUGUGAUUCUGCACACUCCUCUGUUGUCCCUGAACCCCGUUGGCUGACUGGCCCCUAUUAUGUGCGCACCAACCCACCUGACGCCGCUAACCUACAAUCGCAGUACCGACCUCCGAACUGCCAAUACACCUACCAGCUUCCCCAACCAAGUGACGAACCGCUGAAACUUGACGUAACUCCAACCGACCAUACGUCGCCUGUUACAACGGCCGACUUUUUCGACAUAUCAGAGGUACCUACGUCCUCUAGCGUUACUUCCCUCCGUUCGGGGGUCACCAUAACUGACACUUCGUCCAGUACCUUCUGUUUUACUCCGAAGCAACAGCUCUACGAAAGCUAUGGAGCGGAUGAAGGGGAGGGAGAUGUCUCUCGGACACAGGUCUCCACUCUCUACCCACACAUACAUUCCCAGCAGCAAGAGACUUGUGGUGUUGUAAAGGACGACACCGGCGGCACCUCAGAGGUCUACCGCAUGGAGGAUGUUUUCGAUCCAGCCAACAGUGAUUCAGGUGCAUGUCGUACGCUCUACACACCUAUUUACAUAGCUCCAGAGGUACACAGCGCCUUCUCACCCGCGCUUACUUACGACUGUACCGAUUGCCAGCCCACUAAUACUACUCCCGCAGCUGACUAUCAUCUCUAG
This is a messenger RNA of Spirometra erinaceieuropaei, 20582 nucleotides long. The record is from the annotation of a GenBank genome assembly. NCBI's taxonomy places the organism in Eukaryota, Metazoa, Platyhelminthes, Cestoda, Diphyllobothriidea, Diphyllobothriidae.